AUGUCAUCAAACGCCAGUACCGAGAAGCCUACAGGCGCUGGGGAGCGACCCAUCACGACAGCUUCGCAAGUCGAAAAGGAUGAUGACUGGGAAUUCGUGAAUGAAAAAGAAAGCCAACCAUCGGAUGAUCAAGUCAAGGAGAAUGACUUGGAGAAGAGCAAUGAAGAGUCUAAGAAAGAAAUGUCCGACGAGGAACGCAAGAGAGAAUUGAACAAGACAAAGUGGGAGGGUAUGCAACAACAGUCUGGAGGGGUCUAUCCUCACCGAGAGGUCAAAGUCCCAAGCUAUCCCAAAUUCAUGGGAGAUUGGUAA
Molecule: messenger RNA, 312 nt
Organism: Fusarium pseudograminearum CS3096
Lineage: Eukaryota; Fungi; Ascomycota; Sordariomycetes; Hypocreales; Nectriaceae
Exons: 2
Coding region: 1-312 (103 amino acids)
Source: RefSeq, a predicted model, not a curated record